Peromyscus eremicus (cactus mouse) is the source of this 1746-nucleotide messenger RNA. It is a transcript of the gene Tssc4, whose product is annotated as tumor suppressing subtransferable candidate 4. The record is from RefSeq and is a predicted model, not a curated record. The transcript has 2 exons. Bases 616 to 1572 code for a protein of 318 amino acids. Lineage: Eukaryota; Metazoa; Chordata; Mammalia; Rodentia; Cricetidae.
AUAGCGCAUACGUAAAGCUACACCUCCCGGCAGGCAUUAGGCAUUGGCCCAUUGCCUUCUGGGAGUUGUAGUUCCUUGGGCGUUAAAGUCGCGACAUUCAGCCCGCCGGAGACUCGGUUUCCCAGAAAGCCCAGCAAGAGUGGGAGGGAACCACGGCCUGAAUCCCGCGGAACCGGCGGUACUCUGCGGGAAAGGCCGCUAGGUUUUGCAGCGUGCACGGAAGCUGGAACAGUGUGCGCCGGCCUCCUUAGGACCGCUCAACUACCAGUUCCCUGACAGCCCUCCCUCCGGACCCGGGUGGCGCCUGCGGUAGCGGUGUGUACCCGGAGAGGCUGCGUUCUGCUGCGAGCCGGUGAUGGGACGAGGGGCUGGUCGAGAGCCUCGGUCUCCAGCGUCUCCUAGCGCGCAUCCUUUAUAUGUCCACACUAUUCUGAUCUCAUGGUUUGACUCUCUCCUUAACCCUAUCUAGCCUGAAGCUCCACAUCUGUGCGCGCGAGGACGCACUUUAGCCACCCAGGUUCGCGAGCCCCCCGCCCUCCUGCGUGACCAGCCAGCGCCCGGCUGUGAGCAGAGGCGCCUGGCACAUAGUGGAGGUGGAGAGGGUUCCAGGUCGGCAUGGCGGAGGCGGAGGCUGGCUUGGAGGCUGAGGUACCCACCGAGGAUGACACCCUGCCUUCUGACACCGUCUCCCUUAGCGACUCGGACUCGGACCUCAGCUUACCUAGUGGUGCGGAGGUGCAAGUGUUGUCCCCGGAGAGGCUUUCAGGGGAAGCUCAGGAGGACUCCGACCCUGAUGACCCACCUUCGCCCCCCACUGCUGGCAUCUCCACCCCCGCAACCCAGCCGUUCCUCCUCCGAGGCAUGAGCUCCACCUUCUCUCAGCGCAGCCACAGCAUCUUUGACUGUCUGGAGAGUGCAGCCCGGCAGGUACCGCCCUCUGCGCCCCAAACCAGUGUGACUGACAAUGGCAGCUUCAAACGGCCCGUGGCUCCCCCAAGUCAGACCCCUGCAAGGAACCUGAGCAGAGUGCAUGAGAGCACUGGCCCAACCAGGGAACCUCCUGUGCCUGACUAUGUGUCCCAUCCUGAGCGCUGGACCAAGUACAGUCUGGAAGAUGUGGCUGAAGGCAGCGAGCAGAGCAACCGUGCUGCUGCUCUGGCCUUCCUGGGCUCUCGAAGCCAGGCAUCCGCCACGGACUAUGUACCCUCCUUCAACCAGGACCCCUCUAGCUGUGGGAAGGGGAGAGUGGUCUUUACCAAACCAGUCCGAGGUAGUGAGGCCAGGGCUGAGAGGAAGAGGUUCCUCAAGAAGGGGAAUGUGUCAAGUACUGGGAGCGAGGCCUCUGUGGAGCUGGCUCAUCUGGCCGGGCCUGAGGCUGAGGAGUGGAGUGGCCACCAGGGACUGCAGGAGGUAGUGAUACCUUCAGUAGCUGACCAUCCUGGGUCCUCAUCAGACCCAACAGGGGUGGAGGUUGUUGGUUUCCAUGGUAGCAAGAAGCGGAGCCGAGAACACUUCCGGAACAGGGACAGUAACCCCGAGGGGCCAGGGUCUGAGAGAGGCCCCUCGGUUUGACUGUGGUGCCUUCACUCCACCUCCUCACCUGCCUAGGUGGGAAGCUGUGGGCUGUUUGUAGGAGGGGUGUGUGUUCAGCAGCUCUGGCUGGGACUGUGGGAAUUGUGGGACCUUGGAGGCCCUUGUGCCCCAGUGUCUUGGGGUGAACAAUAAAGGUUUGGGGUAUUUCUUGGA